CCAACUUCUUCCCCAGACAAAGCCCAACCUUCCACUUCCAUCUUCGAUACGCUCCCUCGUCACAAAAUCUCCUUUAAUAAGCCAUCAGCGCGAGCUUCAUCCAACUUCGGUAGCCGCGUUUCUAUUGCCACUUUUUAAGUCGCGCGUCGCAAAAUCCAGCCUUAUUCCUCCAGGCAACACGCGAAAUCGCGCAUCAAGUUCAGAGUCAGCCAGCCCUCUAAUCCAUCGCUCCUCGAACGCCGAUCGACCUGCUGUCGGUCAUUCCUCUGCGUCGUACUGCUGAUCCUAACGGUUCGAUAACAUAACCAGCUCCCUUUCCUUUCAAAAGCAUACCACAAAACAUCAGCGAAAAUGUCUGGAAAACUCGACCAAUCUCUCGAUGAGAUACUCUCCGCAAACAAGCGCUCUGUCAUCCGAGGCAAGGGACGUGGACGUCGUCGUUCUGCUCAACCCGGCCGAACCACCACUGCCACUGCUCCCGUUGGAGGCGUCAAGAAGAACCCAAAGCAAGCCAAAGGCGCCGUGAAGGCAAUCCCAACAGGACCAUCAGUUGGAAGUGGCGACAGCAGAAUUCAAGUUAGCAACUUGCCGAAGGAUGUGAACGAAGCCCAGAUUAAGGAAUACUUUGUCAAGUCUAUUGGACCUAUCAAGCGAGUUGAGAUCUCAUACGGACCUGGAGGAGUCAGCCGCGGUAUUGCAACCAUUUCAUUUGCACGUGCCGACGGCGCUUCGAAGGCUGUUGAGGCACUCAACGGUCUCCUCGUCGAUGGAAAGCCAAUGAAGAUCGAUGUCAUCCUUGACGCCAGCCGCGCCGCCGCAAUUCCGCCUCCCAAGGCCCUCAGUGAGCGCAUUGCUCAGCCAAAAGUCCAACCAAAGUCAGCUGCAGCGACGAAGGCGACUGGUGCCGCAGGUACAGGUAACCGUGGCAAGAAUGCUCGAGGCCGUGGACGUGGAGGUCGUAACUCUCGCCCAGCCAAGAAGACCGCUGAGGAGCUUGACUCUGAGAUGGCAGAUUAUUUCGAACAGGGUGCUGCCACUGGAGCCGAGACUAGCGGUGCUACCAACGGGGCUGCCCCUGCUACUAAUGGCGAUGCUCCAAUGGACGAUGAGAUCAUGUGAGCUUCUCAUGAAGCCUAAGCUGGAGUGCAUCUGAAGUAGGAUCGAUAGAUCAUCAGACUUGAUACGACACAUUUCCGUUUUUCGACGCCUUACUGCGAUUUGUAUUAUUGCUGCUGCGCCUUGCUUUGGAAUCGAGAUCUCGAGGCUUUUCAUCAUGGGUAUGGGUGUGGGGGAUAUAUCAGAUUCGUCAUACAAUAAAGCUUCUCGGCGACGGGUUACUAUUCAGAUUGUAUUCGGGGAUUACCAGGCUGCGCGUCUCAUACAUCGAAAUGGAAGAAU
This is a messenger RNA of Amorphotheca resinae ATCC 22711, 1398 nucleotides long. RefSeq lists its product as hypothetical. Gene Ontology annotation, biological process: mRNA export from nucleus. Gene Ontology annotation, molecular function: mRNA binding. Bases 352 to 1119 code for a protein of 255 amino acids. The record is from RefSeq and is a predicted model, not a curated record. Gene Ontology annotation, cellular component: nucleus. Lineage: Eukaryota; Fungi; Ascomycota; Leotiomycetes; Helotiales; Amorphothecaceae. The transcript is spliced from 6 exons.